Messenger RNA from Aphanomyces astaci, 2174 nucleotides. RefSeq lists its product as hypothetical. Lineage: Eukaryota; Oomycota; Saprolegniomycetes; Saprolegniales; Verrucalvaceae. The transcript has 6 exons. The record is from RefSeq and is a predicted model, not a curated record. The coding region runs from base 38 to 2125 and encodes 695 amino acids.
GUAACCGACAAGGGCCACCGAUUUUGGCGGUAGCGAAAUGUCGUAUGCCCAGGCCUUGCGGAAUUUCGUGACUGAAUCCCUGCAAGACGUCGAUGCCGGCACGCUGAUCCACCUGUGCGACACCUUUCAUCUCGACCCGACUGCCUUCCCUACAAAGCAAGACAUCCAGCGGAGCAUUGUCGAUUUGGUCGUGAAGGACCGAGAGACGGCAUUGGGGCUUUUUGUAGCGUGGAAACAGGUGCUAACUACAGGGGGAGGGGCAGCGGAGUCGAUUGUGCUCGACAACACCGCAUUUGCCAACGCAUUUUUACCCAUCGACGCCCCGUCAUCACCCCUGCAACAGCAACAAGCCGCGAUCCCCAUGCCCCCUCAGACCCCCAAGCGCCUGUUUGACUUUGUUUUAGAUCGAGAUCUGGCGGUAUUGGGCGACGAGUUGCUGCGCCUCGAGUCAGCCUACAAGGAGGCCGAGCGGGGGCUGCACCAAGGCGGCAUCACGUAUGAAAAGAUCAAACGCUUUUUGCAAUCCCUGACCAAGUUGCGCGCUAAGGACGACCAAUUUCGCAUCCUCCUGCUUGAAAAGAACCAAAAUCUACGAGCUGACAACGCACGACUGUUUAAACUCGAGGCCCACACCCGCAACCAGCUAGAAUUUUUCGUCGACGGAUGUGCCCGGCUGCGAUGUAAACUUGACGCGAUGGUCGAAGAUUUUAGCCGCGUGAGCGCCGCCGAUGCCGCAGCCCACGACCUUGUCGUGCAGUUGUAUGCUGGGGAAUGUGCCUUUAGCCAGGCACUCACAUCGACAUUGCACUUCAAGUGCCAGCGCUUGACAGACACCGAGGCCGCACUCGCUCUCGCCACCGCCACGGUCGAAGCGCUGGAAGCCAAGUUAGAGCAACAGCGUUUGACUCUCGAUGUCAUGCGGGCAAAGUGGACCGCCGCCGCCAAGGACGCCUUGUGCGGUCGGGUGCAGCUCCGUCGGUGUCGAAAGCGGCUGCGAGAAGUCGACGGUCUCGCGGCCGAAGCAACGUUCCUGCGUGCGCGCGCCAUGGAGAUGCAGCACAUGGCGUGUGAUUUGUUGGGGAUGGGGCACGUCCAUACGUCUGCCUUCCAGGACGCCAAAGGAGCGUUUGUCAAGAGCGCGGACAGAUCCUCCAUCGCGUGGCGAGUUCUUCGCUACUUAAACACGGUGUCGUCCCCCACGUUAAGCCACCCCCCACCUUCGUCCAAGGAAGUACCGUCAACAACUAUGGGCUAUUCUCCAAGUAGUGGGGAUACCGCGAAUAUGCCAUCCAUUAAGCUGCCAUGCCAACGUCGCCGAGAUGUGCUGUUUGAUCUGUCGGUGGUCGUCAUCCUUGGAGGCGGUCAGCAGUUGUCUUCAGUGGUGCACCGCCUCUGCCUCCAGUUUGGAUAUUCGUCGCUAGACGUGGACGCAUGGCGAAGUGACAGCAGCAGCACCGACGAUGCCCCUGAAGUCGACACCAAACCCGUGCCAGUGCCGCACGACCGGCUGGCUCGGGCUAUUCAAGCCAUCGGCAGCGUGCUCGUGUACAAUUGGCCGGGACUUGCACCUGGGGACAUCCAUCGCCUCGUGCAGCAUGGCACGGAUGUGAAAAUGGUGGUGGACUUGGGUGACAACCCCCCAUCCACGACUUCGUUAAGCUUGGCUCACUCCUGUGGCGUGUACUGCAAACUGCCCACACAGCCCCCAUUACAUGUCGACCAGAUGGUGCAGGACACUGCGUUAGUAUGGCGCGCCUACCAAGAUCGUCUGUACACACACGUGGGGAUCCUAUGGGAUGGUCCCACGGAUGUGUUGAACGAACGCAGUGCCAUGAUGCACGAAGAGAUGAGCCAGCGCAUGGCGGUGGAAUGGGCCAAGCACGUGGCGGUGCUUGCCGACAAGAAGGCGGCGGCCGAUGCCAAAGCCAAGGCCAAGCUCCAACCGGCCAAACGGCCGCCUAGUAGGAGUACCACCCCCAGCCAGAAAACGAAACCGGGGACGCCUGCCAAGGCAGCAACUUCCGCCAAAGGCAAAACCCAAGCUAGCCCCACAAAUGCCCCUUCCAAAGGCUCGAAAACUCCGGUGAAAAAGGCCCUGGCAACGACUCCCGUGAAAAAGAAAUAGUAUAACGUUACAAUCAAUCUCGAUGGUGGGGUUCUUUAUUGUUAAAAAC